This is a messenger RNA of Blastomyces dermatitidis ER-3, 3861 nucleotides long. RefSeq names its product riboflavin aldehyde-forming enzyme. The record is from RefSeq and is a predicted model, not a curated record. The coding region runs from base 776 to 1786 and encodes 336 amino acids. Lineage: Eukaryota; Fungi; Ascomycota; Eurotiomycetes; Onygenales; Ajellomycetaceae. The transcript is spliced from 2 exons.
UAUAAGUUGGUUAGACCGCUGACUGCCCUAACUGGCUAUCACUACUCUGCUUAUUCCUAGCAUCCCAUAGAGUAGUCCUCAAAAGAUAUCUAUUAUCCGCAGCUCCAACUCCCAAUAUGAAAGUCACGUGAUAUAACGCCCACCAACAAGCCCUAAUUUCCUAUUCCGGCCACGCUCAGCGUGCCAACCUCCUUAACUGUCAUCCAUGUUGGCUUUAUACGAGCCGCCAGGGGAUAACAGGACGGACUAACCAGAUACAUUUAUAUCUUUGCAGGCCGUGUCAGAUCGAGACGCUGCCGUCUCUACCCCUCUCACCACGGUGUGGACCAUGGCCUGACACCCGGCUUCAUCCUGAGAAUUGAUUCAUUUCAUUCUCCUGUCACUCACUAAACUUAACGCGGCAGCCCAUCCAUCCAUACACUCCUUCUAGACAGAUCGCGGGAACAUCCUGCUUAACUCCAGUGUCUUCAUUCAGCCCCUGACUCUCGGCGCAGAGGGAGAUAUUCUAUCCGAAGUAUCACCGCCUACCAGCAGGAAUCGGGCCAGAUAGCCCUGUGCUGCUCGCGUUGACAUUUAGAUACCCUGGAAUCUGAUAUAUGGCCACCACCCCCGCCUCAUUUGGCCUACUUAAUCCUUUGCGCACGACGGGUUAUCAUGAAUAAGAAAAAAAUUUCAAUUGCCGUUCCUGACACACUCGUUUAACUACAUAUCCGAAGGAAAAAAGCUCAGAAGAAAUCGCUUCGGAAAAGUAUAUACAUAUAGGUAUAUAUCUAUAAUGCCCCCAUCAAUCAGCACUAUCUCCUCCCUCACCCGCACAAUCUCCUCCACGAGCAUCCACAGCCUUAAGGAUGAAGAACCCGCCCGCCCUCACCCUCUCCGUUCCUCGCCCACGGGCCCACAACCCGAACACACCGCGAUAAAACACGUCAAAUCCGGUUCCGCGCAAAUCUCCGUCUCCGAAAUCCCCAAACGGAAGCCUGUCGCCUUCCCCGCCACUACCACGACGACAACUGUAACAGCAAUACCAUACCAAGACUCCCCAUCCGCGGAGAACGGCGCCGGCGCGGCCUCCACGAACCCACCCUGGCUGUCCUUCAUCGCCAAACUGAAACGUCCAUUCCCUAAACUAACGCCAACCGCAGCAUGGCCGACACGGCAGCCAGCAUCAGAACCCGCAACAGCACCCGCAGCGACAAAGUCAGCAGCAAAGUCAGCAGCAACGUCAACAUCAACGUCAGCAGCGGCAGCAUCACAUCUCGACAAUAUAAAAGCAAAGCUCCCCUUCCAGUCCAAUAAAAAGAAACAGCGCAUCUUCCUCUUCGCAAUCGGCGGCAUAAUCCUGCUCCAUCUUAUCCUCGUAAUCGGACUUGCAGCAGGGCUUUCUGCACGGAAGAACAAGGGCCAGGGGUACGGCGACCUGCCGCUACCCAGCGCCCAUGGCGGGCCGUAUACUGGUGAUUUAACCUAUUACGACCCAGGGCUGGGUGCGUGUGGGAUUGAGAGUGCGGCUGGGGAGCCGGUGUGCGCUGUGUCGCAGUAUUUGUAUGAUGCGGUGGCUGUGGGGACGAAUCCGAAUGCGAAUCCACUGUGUGGGAAGAGGGUGCGGUUGAAGAGGGCGGGGAGGAGUGUGGAUGUUACUGUUGUGGAUCGAUGCGUUGGAUGCCAGCCGAAUGAUAUCGACGUCUCGCUGAGCGUUUUCACGCAGCUGGCCUUGGAGGAGCAGGGGCGUGUCGAUGUGCAGUGGGCGUGGUUGGAGGAGACACCUCUCCAACAUCUGCGGGGAUAGGUUGGUAGCUAAGUCCAUCUCCGUCAUGGGAGGUGGUAUACUCCCUCCCUUCUGGAUUUUGGAAAUGCGAACUGGAAUUUUGAUUUUGAUUUUGAUUUUGAUUUUGAUUUUGAUUUUGAUUUUGAUUUUAUUUCUUGAUUUUGAUUUAUGAAACUGGUGUUUCAUGUUUCAUCGUUUCGUUUCGUUUCGUUUGAUUUGGGUGAUUGAACGGAUUACGGUUCCUUGCUAUAUUGUUUUUGGUGUUUAUUUACCCCCCUUGCACUCAACCCAAUCUUUUCUUGAACUCCUCAGAGUUUCCAGCCCUUGACGGGUAAUUUGGGAAUAUUCUUCUAUCUUGUCGAUAUCGAAUCCAUUUAAAUUGAACGAUACGCCAUUUACGUGCACUUCAUAUAUCUCUAUUUAUUUUCUUUUAUGCAAUGCCCACUUCCAGAGAAAAGGGUCUGUUAACCUCCAAAAAUAUUAUCUUGCCAUGAUAUGACAUGAAUGAAAUAAUAUUCAUUUCCCUUCCCCCACUACUCACAAUAUUAGAUCCCAUAUGCCAAAUCAAUAAUCGGGGAAUUCCGCCUCAACCUCAUCCCUCCACGCCCUAAGUCCACCCCGGAUAUCGCCCACCCACCUCUCACCUCCCCUAUCAACACCCAGCUCUUUCAGCUUUCGCACCGCCACCUGGGAAUCAUUCCCCAAUCUGCACACGACAUGGAUCGGCCUGGUGGGGUUCGCGUCGAGGAGAGAUGAAGGGUACCAGGAUGGGAGAGUUGUUGUCGCUUUGUUUGAAGUUGGGUGUGUGCCAUUAGCCGCUGAUUCAGCCGUGGAGUUCGAGUUCGAUUGCACCGUGGAGGAAGAGGAAGAAGACGAGGACGACGACAAGAUCAGCGACAUGGGGAUAUUAACGCUCCCCUCCAACGCGCCCAGGCCAAACUGCACUGCCUCCCGGACAUCAAUUAAGAUCGGCUCCUCCCGCUCCACCUUCACCUCCUCCUCCGCCUCCGCCUCCGCCUGCAACUGCUCUCGAUACCGCCUCCAAUACUCCCGAGCCGAUAUCCGCUCCUCAACCCCCAACAGUGCCUGUGGACCCACCACCCCGCCACAGAACUGCACGUAAUCCAUCAACCCACUGCGCAGUGAGUCCAGUGUAAUCGUCCCCGCCGUUGGCGAACAUGCCGCGCAGUUCCGCCGGCGCGGGCGCAGGCGUAUGCUGCGGAAGGGUGGGUUGGAGAAGGCGGAGAAGAGAUGGAGGGUUGGUGGGGUUGUUGGGGUUGCGGUUGUUGUUGUUGUUUGUGUGAGGAUGCGGAUCGUCUCGAGUGCUUGGAGGACGCCCAUGAGCCCGACGACGGGGCCGAUGAUGCCGCCGUCGGCGCAGCUAGUAACGCUAGCGGCGGGAGGGGGUUUAGGGAAGACGCAGCGAUAGCAUGGUCCUCCGAUGGUGGUGGUAGACGGAGAAUUGUUAGUUGACGAGGCGGAUGGCUUUUCUGCUGGCUUUUGGGGCGGGUAGUUGAGGACCAUUAGCUGGCCUUCGGUGCGGAGGGCGGAGGCGGAGACGAGCGGUUUCCCCAGUAAGACGGCAGUAUCGGAGAUCAGGUAGCGGGUUGCAGGGUUGUCGGUGCAGUCGAGAAUGAGGCCGUAGGGGCUGAAGAUUGAGGGGGCCUCGGCGGGCGUAAGGUGGGUGUGGUAGGGUAUGUAUUUGGGGUGUGGGUUUAAUCUUAAGGUUUUAUAUGUCAGUGGGACAGUUGGAUGUGUCCAGCACAGAAAACAACAAGAACGUACUCUUUCAAAUAUUCAAUCGCGCUAUCAACCUUGAACUUCCCGACAUUCUUCGUCCGAUGUAGCACUUGUCGAUGCAAGUUCGAUCCUUCAACCGUAUCCCCAUCUAUAAUGCCGAUCGUCCCAACCCCAGCUCCAGCCAGGUACAUCGCAGCGGGGCAUCCCAGGCCACCGGCGCCAACGAUAAGAACCGACGAUCCACGCAGUUUUAACUGCCCUGUAACAGAAACAGUUCACAAAUUAGCACCGUAACUCUCAUUUCAUUUUAGGAAUAGUUGUUAUAUAGACUAGGAGGAACUUACCCUCCAGCCCGA